Molecule: messenger RNA, 1542 nt
Organism: Metarhizium album ARSEF 1941
Lineage: Eukaryota; Fungi; Ascomycota; Sordariomycetes; Hypocreales; Clavicipitaceae
Exons: 1
Coding region: 1-1542 (513 amino acids)
Source: RefSeq, a predicted model, not a curated record
AUGCCUCUCCCCUGGUUCACGCCUUGGGCGAUCCUGAUGCUGUUGGACAGAAUCUGGCGCGAGGAGGAGUCGCCCGAGGCGAAGCUGGACCAUGAGCAGGAGAAGCCAGCCCAGCAGAAACGGUCGACCCUGGAGGAAUGUGCCGACCAGUGCACCGUCCGGUGGCAACAAUGCCAACAGGCUCCCGUGAUGGACAUGGCUUUUUGUGCGUCUCAGUACAAGCACUGCCUGGGUUACAAUCCUUUCAGACACGGCUACAAGGUUCCCCUCGCUUGCAAGGUCAAGAGGGACUUUGUUCCUGACGGCCCGGCUUCGCUCCCUGCCGAUGCCGCUGCCGCUCGUGAUGGUCUUGAUGCUCCUGGUGCUCACGACUCUCGUGACAACCGUCCGCCCGAGGCAAAGGCCGUGAACGAUGCUCCUGCCGCCACGGAAACCCCUUCUGUCUGUGCUUCUCACUGCCUCAUCGAGUAUUACAACUGCAAGGCAUUGCCCAACUUUGUCCACUGCCCGACCAUGCUCGUCCAGUGCCUUGGCUACAACCCUUUCUAUGCGGGCCGCAUCAACGAGCAUUCACGUAUCCUCUCGUGUGCCAAAGACCCGAAGCCCACUCCAACGCCGACCGUCGUCCAGGACAAGUGUGCCAAGGCGUGUACCGACGACUUCAACGCCUGCAUCAAGGUGCCGAAUGCCUAUAAUGCAUUCUGUGCUUCUCAAAUCAUUCAGUGUGUCGGUUACAACCCUUUCGAGGACGGUGGCUUCCAGGUUCCUACUACUUGCGCGGCGAAGACUACGGUUGAAUCGACCUCUACGGUUGAAUCGACCUCUACCAUGGAAUCGACCUCUACGGUUGAAAUGACCUCUACCAUGGAAUCAACCUCUACCAUGGAAUCAACUUCUACCGUGGAAUCAACCUCUACCGUCGAAUCAGCCUCUACGAUCGAGGUUACCUCUACGGUUGCGGUGUCUACGAUUCAGGCGACUUCUACAAUCGAAUCAACUUCUACCAUUCGCCCGAAUUCAACCAUUCCCUCAACUCCUACGCCCACCCCAGCUGCCCCAGCUCAGACCCCUCAACCUAUUCAGGAUGCUUGCGCCAAAAAGUGUACCGAUGAGUGGAACGCCUGUCGUUCUGAGCCUGGAGCCAACCAGUCUCUCUGCGCUUCCAACUUUGGCAAAUGUAUUGGAUACGCACCGUUUCUGGAUCCUGCCAAUUACACAUUGCCCACGUCGUGCGUCACUCCGGCUAGGAACACAACGACCGAGGCUCCGUCCCCCAUGGCUGGCUUUCCCAAUUCAACGACCAUGGCCAUGUCCACCAAUUCCACUACGCCUGGUCUGACCAUGAGUCCUGGCGCUGUGGGCUGUCAGACGCCCUUUGUCACUACUUGGGUGCCAACAUCUACUAUCUCGGCACCCUUGACCGUCACUGCUGCCGCUGGUCAACUUGAGCCUGCAAUGUCCCUGGCUGCUAUGGCUGCUCUUGCUGCUGCCGUGUUCCAGUGGACCCGGAUUCAUCGACAAGACAUUGCCGGCAUUCGCUGA